AUGUCUGUACGAAGUGAUGCUGAACUAAUGCGCUAUGCUAAUAUUCGUUUAUGUCGAUUGCGUGUCUGGCCAAAUUUUGAAGGUCUUGGUUUCGCUUUUGAAGAAGCUGUUCGACCACCGCAUUUAGUCCGACUUGUUGAAUCCAGUAGUCCUGCAGCGGCUGGUGGUUUAAAAAUUCUUGAUGUUAUUCUUGCUGUUAAUCAACAAGAUGUAUCUGAAGCUAAAUAUAAUGAAGUACGAAGUGCAAUUAAAACAGCUCGUGAUAGUAAUGGUCCUAUUGAAUUACUUGUCGUUGAAAAACGUUUUUAUCAAGCAUUAAAAAAACGAAAUAUUUUGAUUAGUUCAUCAUUAGCUGUAACCUACAAUACACCACCAACAAUGCCAAAUGAUUAUUUAAAUUUUCCCAAAAAUCAACCACGUACAUGUACUCUACAUUUAAAUAAAUCUGAUCUAUCAUUUGGUUUUGAACUUGUUAAUGGUGAGAAUGAUAUUGGUGCAUAUGUUCAAGAAGUAUUUCCAAAUACUGCAGCUAGUAAUUCAACAUUACGUAAAAGUGAUCGUAUUAUUGAAAUUGAUGAUAAGUUUGUUGAUAAUGAUGUAAGCAAGUCUAUAUUAGAGAAACUGGGUAAAGCAAAAACAAACGGUGUUGUGAAAUUAUAUGUUGUUGAUACACAUACAUAUAAACAUUACCAACUAAAUAAAAUACCAUUAUACUCAAAAGAAAAACGAGAAAGUCAAUCAGAAGAUAUAUUAUCAUCAGAUCCACAUUAUAUGAAUCAACGUGAAUGUUUAAUGAUUGGUUCUACGAUGACAAAUCGAUUUACGGAAUUCCAUGAAGAGAAAAAGAAUCUGUCACCGAUAGCUGGUUAUUGGGCGUACCCAUUGGUUUCUCUUACACAAUCAUUAUCGAAGGUCACCGAUCAAAUCAAUGAGCUAAAUCGUUCGAUUAGCGAAGCAACGAAACGUUGCCAUUAUCCAUCGGAACAUGGUCUUAGUCGUGAUGAAUCAGCGGCAAUUUUAUUAUAUACUAUGGAAGCUGGCGAGUAUAGCUUCUAUAUUGCAUUGAAUCAAAUAUUGCGUGAUGAAAAUCGAAAAAGAGCGGUACCCUGGUUCUCGUACUUGAGAUUAUUCGAUAGUGGCCUAAGAAAAUUACCCACAGUGAAAGGCUGUAUUUGGCGUGGAGUGUCGCACGACAUAAGUGAUGAUUAUGAGAAAAAUGAUGUAUUAACUUGGUGGAGUAUUACUUCUUGCUCAUUGGCGAUCGAAGUCGUGGAAAGUUUUCUAAACUCAGAGAAAAAUUCCACCUUAUUUAUGAUCGAAGCCGCCAAUGCAAAGAACAUUACUGAUUACACUUUAUUUCCCACUGAAGAAGAGGUGAUAUUACCCAUGGAGACCAAAUUACGCGUGCGCAGUAAUGCGAUGAAGCAUGGCAAUCUACGUGUCAUUCAUUUGUUGGAAAUAACUGAUGGCGUUGAAGAAGUAUCGCCAGCAAUGGAUGCUGCGUGUAUUACAUCCAAACCCUCCAUCCCAACGAAACCAUUUAAUGCAUCACAACUACUUAAAUCCAAGUAUGUUUCUAAUGUACUAACGCCAAAACCAGAGCCACCGAAACCAGAACUUCAAGAAUUUGCUGAACCUGGCACGUGCAAAGAACUUUAUUGUGAAGGUCGUCCUUGUGCCAAGUGCCACGAGUGUCGUGAUUGGCAUUUUACUGAUGAUCAAGAUCAAUGGGAUUGGGUCUGCAAUUGGAGAAAUUGGAUGCAGGUGGAUAAGGAUCGUUGGUACAAUGUUGCUGAUAAGCUUUUUACGAAACGUGAUGGUGCAACCUGUUAUCAUCAUUCACUUCGUGAUUCUUAUUAUGAUGACGUAUGUCUCUGUGAGAAACACUAG
Adineta steineri is the source of this 1890-nucleotide messenger RNA. NCBI's taxonomy places the organism in Eukaryota, Metazoa, Rotifera, Eurotatoria, Adinetida, Adinetidae. The record is from the annotation of a GenBank genome assembly.